AAAGCUCUACCCUCUUCUACAUCAUUCUAACUCAAAAAGACCAAAAACCUGUUCGUCUAAGCUAAAAUGGUGAACAUGGAGGUCACUAUCAUCUCAAAGCAAUUUAUAAAACCAUCUUCACCAUCUCUUAACCAUCACAAACCUUACAAACUCUGCCUCUUCGACCAGCUCACUCCUGUCACUUAUCCUUCAUUGGUUUUCUUCUAUCCCAUUACUGAUCCAAACUUCAACCUCCCCAAAACCUUAACCCAUCUCAAAAACUCACUUUCUGAGACCCUCACACUGUUCUAUCCAUUCUCUGGGAGGACCAAAAACAAUGUUCUCGUCGAUGAUUUCCAUGUGGGUGUUCUAUUUUUGGAAGCCAAAGUUAACUGCAAAAUGUCAGAGUAUUUCAAGCUCAAAGACACAGAGUCUCUCCACAAUUUCGUUCCUCUGCAUCCCUUUUGCAAGGAAAAUGAAACCACCUUGGUUAAUCUUCCCCAGAUUGCAUUCCAAGUGAGCAUCUUUGCUUGUGGUGGAAUAGCGCUUGGAGUUUCCUUGUGCCACAAGAUAGCUGAUGGAACCACUGUCAGUUCUCUUCUCAAAUCCUGGGCUGCGAUAUUUUCAGGGUACCCGAACAAAGUGAUACAUCCCGAUCUUUCUCGAUCAUCAUCAUUGUUUCCACCAAGAGAUUUGCCUCAGAACUACAUAGAUUUGAUGGAUCAUUUGUGGUUCAAAGAAAGCAAUUACAUCACAAGACGGUUCGUGUUUGAUGCGAAAUCCAUAACUAAUUUGAAGUCCAAGGCAAAAAGCGAAAGUGUCCCAAAACCAUCAAGGAUUGAGACAUUGACUUGUUUCAUUUGGAAGCACGCAAUGGCUGCUUCUUGGUCGAUGUCAGGAUCGCCAAGGACUUCAGUUUUGGCACACGCGGUGAACCUGAGGCCCAGGGUGAAGCCGCCACAGUCGUUGGAUGCUUCCACAGGGAAUCUGUUCUGGUGGGGAACAGUGGCUGCUAACCCUUCUUCAGAAACAGACUUGGAGCUGAACAAGUUGGUGGGGCUUUUCAAAGAAGCACUGGGUUUGUUCGACGACGAGUUCUUGGAGAGUUUACAGGGUGAAGAUGGGUUUUCAAUCAUGUCGGAGUUCUUGAACCAGCUAGAAGCAAUGCUUUCUUUAGAAUCUGAAAAGCCAGACAUUUUUGCGUUCACUAGCUGGAGUAAUAGUUUCUUUAACGAGCUUGAUUUCGGAUGGGGAAAGCCAUUUUGGCUUGGUGUUAUGGGGAAAGUGGGAGCUGCUUUUAGGAACCUGGUUAUAUUUGUUGACACACAGUGGGGCAAUGGGAUUGAAGCUUGGGUGACCUUGGAGGAGAAAUUGAUGGUUGUGUUGGAGAAUGAUCCUAAUUUUCUUGCAUUUGCUUCCCCAAAUCCAGGCAUUUCAAGUCUCUGAAUCAAUAGUGAUCAAUAUGUUUAUAUAGGAUUCCGUUUUUCUUUAAGUAGUACUAGAUAUUUGUCAGUUUGUCUAUGUUUGGGAACAAAGAGUUUUAGUUAGUUUAGUAUGCAUGAGCAAAACAAGAGGAUCACUAUAGUGCUCAAUCACUUGUCGUUUAAGAAAAAGAAAAAAAGAAAAAAAGAAAAAAAUCUAGUGUUCAUUUUUAUUGUUGUGUUUAAUGCAUGCUUUAUGUGGUAUAUACAUAUAUUGUCAAAUAUGAUGGAGAGGUUGUUGAGGUUAUCGUGCAUUACUCUCUGGGAUUGUUUGGUAUUAGGUCUGAAAUUUCAGUAUAAAUCAUCUAUGUUUCUAUGUUUAUAUAUUUUAUGGAAAAGAAAAAAAAAAAAAGAAGAAGAAGAAGAAGAAGAAGAAGAAGAAGAAGAAGAAGAAGAAGAAGAAGAAGAAGAAGAAGAAGAAGAAGAAGAAGAAGAAGAAGAAGAAAUGAUGACAAAGAUACAAAUACAAGUGUUGAGCAAGUUUCUCUCCAUGAAAUAAUUUUUUAAUCACUUUAUUAUUAUUCUUCGAUUGAACGUAUUACUUUUCUUUUUGACUUGAAUAUAGCUGUUUUUAACGGAAUAUAUAUAUAUAUAUAUAUAUAUCACAGGCAUAUGCUCCUCUGGUUACCAUUUCGCGGCAAUAUGCGCAUAUCUUUAUAUGUCAUUAACUUUGUUUCCUUAUACUACAUGCUGAUUGAUUCAAGAGAAAAAGGAGGGACUCUAUGUAUUAGGACAGCAAAUCAAGAAAAAACUGAGGCAGCUCAGGAAGCUGAGGUUUGACCAUUAUGCUCUGCACUAUUUUUUAUCCUCAACUGGUUGAUGCAUGCAGGAAACACUCUCAUGGUAUAAAAUCUUUUGGCUGAGGUAAUCAGAAAAAUACCAGGUCAAGAUUCCGGGAAAGAAGAAAAGGGAAGAAAAAAUUAAAGAAGCAGAGAGGGAUGAAAUUUUUCAGGUUCAUUAAAAAGUUAAAUAAGUAGUUUCUUUAUUAUUCUCUUUGCCAGAUUUCUUGGCAUUGUUUUGAUGCAGAGUUAAAACCGUUAUUUCAUGCAAGGAAAGAAUGCUAAUUCUAAUGUCUGUUUAACACUUACAUCAAAUACUAAUUUCUUUCAUUUUUUUUAUUUUUUAUUUUUGCCAGAUU
Messenger RNA from Ziziphus jujuba (common jujube), 2598 nucleotides. Its product is annotated as stemmadenine O-acetyltransferase. The coding region runs from base 67 to 1425 and encodes 452 amino acids. The transcript has a single exon. The record is from RefSeq and is a predicted model, not a curated record. Lineage: Eukaryota; Viridiplantae; Streptophyta; Magnoliopsida; Rosales; Rhamnaceae.